AUGACUCAGCCUGCGACCAGAGCAGACAACAAUGAGAAGAGGGCGGAUGCAAUAGCGCAAAGGCGUCUGUUGCCCUUGAGGCGGGCGCGACAGAAGGAUGGCGGGGCAGAGCAGCGGUGGCAGCAAUGCGCCGUGCGACUGAAAUAUGGCAGACGUGGAGUAGAACACUCGCACGAGCAGGGAAGCGGCGGACGGCGGGGUGCUUUGACGCCGGGGGAAGGUGCCAAGACAGUUGACCGAGUCAGCUGGCGAGGAAUGUGUCAGAGCGAAGCCCCUCGAGAUGUCGUCUCGAGGAAGGAGGGGUGA
Messenger RNA from Aureobasidium melanogenum CBS 110374, 306 nucleotides. RefSeq lists its product as uncharacterized. The transcript has a single exon. The coding region runs from base 1 to 306 and encodes 101 amino acids. The record is from RefSeq and is a predicted model, not a curated record. NCBI's taxonomy places the organism in Eukaryota, Fungi, Ascomycota, Dothideomycetes, Dothideales, Saccotheciaceae.